AGUUUCUUUUCUCCUUUUAAGAAACACAGGAACUUGCAGCUAAAUAUCUCAUUUGCUGUAGAACAACAACAACACCACCUAGACAAACUCCAAGGGGAAGCAUGGUGAGUCCUGAUUCUCACCAUCAAGAUGUCAGCCGGGAAGUUCUCAACGUCGGGCUGGUUUUAAGUUUCAAGGUUUGUGAAUGCUGCACAGGUGAUCUCCCAAACCAGAACCGGAAGACAGAAAGCAUCUGUUUGGGGCCUGGCAUGUGUGAGGGGACGGCCUCAUCGGGCAGCGCAGCGGAGGGGGCCAGGGUCUGCUGCUCUUGCCCCUCACUCUGGAGAGGCCCGUGGGCCACGUACUCUUUGGCCCCUGUGGAAUGUGGUCGCAUUCAAUGUGGAAUGCGUGUGCACAGGACCUUUCCCAUGUGCCGGGUUUGGCUCAGAUUCACCUGCCUCUCACCAGCUUGGCCGUGUCUCCAUGGGCCUGGCUCGCGCGCACGUGGUGUGUUCUGGAGCGUGGUAACUCGGUGGCUCUACCGGAGAACAUUCGUUGUUUUUCUCUUUCUUCACCCGCCAAGAGCUGUUGGUGAUUCCCAAAAGGAACAUCUCUGGAAUCUUUUGAAGUAAAAGCUUCUUGGAGCUGGAGGAGCUGUGGAGAGCUCGUGUGUUCUCGUGCUCCUCCCAUGGGGGGAACUGAGGCCCAGAGAAUCGGGUCUCCUGUCCCGCUGUGUGCCGGAAAGGACCAUGUGCGCCGACUCCACUGCUGCUCUUUGGAACCCUGGAGGAACACGCUCGUCAGAAAUAAGGUGCACCGGCCCGGAAACCCCACCCCGCUGUGUGGGCGUCUGUAGUGACAUUAACUGAAAAGUCAAGUAGCUUCCAACAAGCUGAGCUCGUCUCAGCCCUCCUGGAGGCUCUGGCGGGCCCGUUUGCAAACUGGCAUCUUUUUAAACGCACUGGUUCCCCCCAAGGGAGUCAGAAUGUCUGUUCCGUUGGGAGUUGUGCAGGCGAGGGUGCGCCCGGGGGGCUUUGGUGCUGAGUUCUGAGGAGCUGGUGCUCUGGUUCGGGUCGGUGUCUGUUGCUUUCUUCAGUUUUGGCAAGAGUGAGGCAGUUUGGCCCUUUGUGGAGCCGCCGGUGUUCGGGCUGUGCCUGGGCGCUCGAGCUGCCCUGCCGUCCGAGGCGGGGUCGGGGGCCUGCAGGCGCCCCAGGAGACGGGACGCAGCGGAGGCCUCUGGGACACGAGGGGUGGCCUGAGGCUUUUCCUCCGCAGAGGAGACAUCGUCUCCACCUGGGUGUCCACGUCACAAGCUGCCCGUGGACAGGGCUGUCGACCCUGUUCGCACUUGUGAGUCUCCAGGAGAGGACGCAGACUGUGGUGCUGUCGGCGAUCGUGGACAGACCCCAGUGCCCACAAGGAGCCGGGUAUCCGCGGUGUUUUCUCUGGGGCCUGCUGGGCGUGCUGCUGCCUGAGGCUCUCUCCUUCCGUGUGGAGCAGGGGCCGUGGAGGGGGAGGACACUGGACCAAUAGCAGGUCUCCCCGCGGGACUUACCUCUAACUGGUGAAGCCAAAAAUCUUCCCACUUACCCGGGGCCAAACAAGAUGCGGGAUUGCUACUGCACGGUGAACCUGGACCGGGAGGAGGUUUUCAGGACCAAGAUUGUGGAGAAGUCGCUCUGCCCCUUCUAUGGAGAAGACUUCUACUGCGAGAUCCCUCGGAGCUUCCGGCACCUGUCCUUUUAUGUCUUCGACAGAGAUGUUUUCCGCAGGGACUCCAUCAUAGGGAAGGUGGCCAUCCAGAAGGAAGACUUGCCGAAGUACCAUAACAGGGACACUUGGUUCCAGCUGCAGCACGUGGACGCCGACUCAGAAGUGCAGGGCAAGGUCCACCUGGAGCUGAGGCUGAGCGAGGUCAUCACCGACACGGGCGCCAUCUGCCACAAGCUGGCCACGCGCAUCCUCGAGUGCCAAGGCCUCCCCAUCGUGAACGGGCAGUGUGAUCCGUACGCGACUGUGACACUGGCCGGACCCUGCAGAUCAGAAGCAAAGAAGACAAAAGUGAAAAAGAAGACCAACAACCCCCAGUUUGAUGAGGUGUUUUAUUUUGAGGUGACCAGACCCUGCAGCUACAGCCGGAAGUCCCACUUUGACUUCGAGGAGGAGGACGUGGACAAACUUGAGAUCCGAGUUGACCUCUGGAAUGCCAGCAACUUGAAAUUUGGAGAUGAGUUUCUGGGAGAGCUGAGGGUUCCACUGAAUGUGCUCCGCCAGUCCAGCUGCUACGAGGCCUGGUACUUCCUUCAGCCCCGAGACAACGGCAGCAAGAGCCUGAAGCCGGGGGACUUGGGGUCCCUGCGGCUGAACGUGGUGUACACUGAGGACCACGUCUUCUCGUCCAACUACUACCGCCCGCUGCGGGACCUGCUGCUGAAGUCUGCGGACAUGGAGCCAGUGUCAGCAUCCGCCGCGCACGUCCUGGGCGAGGUCUGCAGGGAGAAGCAGGAGGCGGCCAUCCCCCUCGUGAGGUUCUUCCUGCACUAUGGCCGAGUGGUGCCCUUCAUCAGCGCCAUCGCCAGCGCCGAGGUCCAGAGGACCCAGGACCCCAACACCAUUUUCCGAGGAAACUCGUUGACCUCCAAAUGCAUUGACGAGACGAUGAAGCUGGCCGGGAUGCACUACCUGCACGUGACCCUGAAGCCCGCCAUAGAGGAGAUAUGCCAGGGCCAUAGACCCUGUGAGAUCGACCCUGUGAAGCUGAAGGAUGGGGAGAACCUGGAGAACAACAUGGAGAACCUGCGGCAGUACGUGGACCACAUCUUCAGCGCCAUCACCAAGUCGGGGGUGAGCUGCCCCACCGUCAUGUGUGACAUUUUCUUCUCUCUUCGGGAGGCGGCUGCCAAACGUUUCCAGGAUGACCUGGACGUGAGGUACACGGCCGUGAGCAGCUUCAUCUUCCUGAGGUUCUUCGCACCCGCCAUCCUGUCCCCCAACCUCUUCCAGCUCACGCCUCACCACACGGACCCACAGACGUCGAGGACGCUGACGCUCAUCUCCAAGACUAUUCAGACUCUGGGCAGCUUGUCCAAGUCGAAAUCCGCGAGUUUCAAGGAAUCCUACAUGGCUGCAUUUUAUGAAUUCUUCAACGAGCAAAAAUAUGCUGACGCAGUAAAAAAUUUUUUAGAUCUGAUCUCAUCUUCUGGGAGAAGAGACCCCAAGAGCAUAGAGCAGCCCAUCCUGCUUAAAGAAGGGUUCAUGAUCAAGAGGGCACAGGGGCGAAAACGCUUUGGGAUGAAGAAUUUUAAGAAAAGAUGGUUCCGCCUGACCAACCACGAGUUUACCUACCAGAGAAGCAAAGGAGACCAGCCUCUGUGCAGCAUUCCCAUCGAAAACAUUCUGGCCGUGGAGAGACUGGAGGAGGAGUCCUUCAAGAUGAAGAACAUGUUUCAGGUGAUCCAGCCGGAGCGAGCGCUGUAUAUCCAGGCCAACAACUGUGUGGAGGCCAAAGCCUGGAUCGACAUCCUCACCAAAGUCAGCCAGAGCAACAAGAAGCGCCUCGCCGUCUACCACCCGUCCGCCUACCUCAAUGGCCACUGGCUGUGCUGUAGGGCCUCCUCGGACACGGCGCCAGGCUGCUCCCCCUGCACCGGCGGCCUCCCGGCAAACAUCCAGCUGGACAUCGAUGGGGACCGCGAGACAGAGCGCAUCUACUCCCUCUUCCACUUGUAUAUGAGCAAACUAGAGAAGAUGCAAGAGGCCUGUGGCAGCAGAUCUGUGUACGACGGGCCCGAGCAGGAGGAGUACUCGACGUUCAUCAUCGACGACCCCCAGGAGACCUACAAGACACUGAAGCAGGUCAUCGCCGGGGUCGGGGCCCUGGAGCAGGAGCACGCCCAGUACAAGAGGGACAAGUUCAAGAAGACCAAGUAUGGGAGCCAGGAGCACCCCAUCGGAGACAAGAGCUUCCAGAGCUAUAUCAGGCAGCAGUCGGAGACCUCCACCCAUUCCAUUUGAAGCAGAAUGUCCUGUCCCAGGACGGUGCCCUGGGCUGCAGCAGGAAAGCCAGUCUUUGGGCUUGAGGGAACAGAGAAAGGACAAUAGGGCACGGGGCCUUCACUUCGCAGCUCACCUGUGACCCACGCCAGGCCUACUGGGCAGCUGAGACCCUCGCGGAGCUUGUCUGUGGUUGCUGGGGCCCCGUCAUCACACUGGUGGCAGGAGACCUGGGCUGGUCCUUCUGGGAGGAGGGGCCGGGACCACCGCGCCCACUGCAGAACUCGUGCUUCCUGUCCUGGACCCUUGGGCCUCUGCUGGGUUCUAUGCGGCCUGUGCGGUGGAGCCCCCAGCUCUCUCCCCCCACAUGCCCUGCGGGACCAGCAUGCUGAGUGCUUCGUGUCCUGUCGCCUGCCGGCGGCCACGGCCCCGGCCCUCCGCUUCCAGCCCUGCCGUUAUUCCUGCGGAAGGUCAGUUUCGCUUCCUCGAGCGUCACCACACGAAGGCCCCCGUGUGCGAAUGCCUUGACGACUCGGAGGUACAGGGGCCUUCUGCCGAGAGUGCCGGGGCUUCCCGUCCGCUCCUGCAGACGCUGGCGUCCCGCCACUGCCAACCCAACAGAGCGGGCAAUGCGCCGUGCAGAGUCCAGCCGCCCCCCUUCAAGUGGAAUUGUCGUUUGCUGUCGGUGGGACUGAGAGCAGGGUCCACCUCAGCUGCCCUUCUGGGAGUUUGGGGAAGGUUUUUAAAAUAGAAAUGUGCAUUAUUUUCAAGCUGUUUUUCUUAAAGUUUUUAGAGGACCGUUUCUAACGAGCUGUUUGAUGAAGUACCUCAGAGCAUCUAGGCCUGUCGCCAAGGGCAGGAUGCAUGGCAGGCACACGGGCACGAGCCGCUUCUCUGGGAAGCCGGUGGAUGGCCCUCCAGAGCGCCCCAGGGGACGAGCGUCCUGAGCUGUGCAGAUCCCCAGCCCCCGGGAGCAGGGCUUUGCUGUGUCUCUGUGAGGCCCCUAGAAGCUGCCAGGCAGUGGGGGUGCUUUUCUGUGGGGGUGGGGGUCCUGACGUGGGGCAGCUGGCCUUCAAGCUUUGGAGAACACUGUUCAGAUGCUCGGACCUUGUGCCUGUCUCUGCUUUUAUUUGCAAAUACUGUCCAGACUCUGAACCAUGAUGGAUAGGACUUGUCACAAAAAUGGUGGAGGACGAUGUUGCAGAAAAUACGCUUAGGGACACACAGCUAGCAGGCCACACCGGACUACCGUUUUUAACUCGGAUUUGUAACUUGAUGUCUCUGUUUAUAAGAUACUAAUGAUCUGCAAUGUAUUUUACUGGCCAAUUAAAACAGACGUUUUAUUCUU
This is a messenger RNA of Enhydra lutris kenyoni (northern sea otter), 5320 nucleotides long. Its product is annotated as RAS p21 protein activator 3. The record is from RefSeq and is a predicted model, not a curated record. NCBI's taxonomy places the organism in Eukaryota, Metazoa, Chordata, Mammalia, Carnivora, Mustelidae. The transcript is spliced from 24 exons. Bases 1585 to 3993 code for a protein of 802 amino acids. Gene Ontology annotation, biological process: negative regulation of Ras protein signal transduction; regulation of GTPase activity; intracellular signal transduction. Gene Ontology annotation, molecular function: GTPase activator activity.